AUGAUGCUCCUUGAUGGUGGUUUGCUAGAUGCCUCAUUGACCACCAUCAAUUUUGGCCCGCUUGAAACCAUUAAACCGAUUUGCAUUUCUCAAGACUGGCCUUCGACACUGAAUGGCAUCUGGUUUCGAGACGUUCCCGAAAACACAGCUGCAUAUCAGUUUUCAAGACUUCCAGAUACAGAAAUGUCUGAGAUAUUUGACAAAUUUCUAGAGAUAUGGGAUGGUGACCGCGUCUCCUUCCCGUCCCAGCCACGUCGCGACACCACCGAGAACGACCGACAGAUACUUCUUCCCGCUCCUGGGGUAUGUGGAGUUUUGCCGAUGGCGUCGCCAACCGGACAAGUCAAGCGGGAGAUCAACAACAAGCAUGUGGCUUUUGAUCUGGUUGAUCACUCUCAGCCUUCAUUUCUGAAUUCAUUUCUGAAUUCCAGAGUUCUACCUGACCGUCAGGUCGAGUUGUUGCUUUCGGGAGGUUCUCAUAAAGGCAUCAAGAGGAGUCUCGCGGACGGGUUCGAAAUUGAUGAACUUGAUCGCAGCCGGAAAGGAGGCAACUGCAAGAAAGCCAGAGGAGAGGGAACAGUCAAGUUCGCACAUGGAGCGAUGGGUAGCACGGCCAAGACUGUUCGGAAUGUUUCUGCUUGUAAGGAUGCUAGCGUACAUGAUGCCGCGAAAUAG
This is a messenger RNA of Neoarthrinium moseri, 675 nucleotides long. RefSeq lists its product as uncharacterized. NCBI's taxonomy places the organism in Eukaryota, Fungi, Ascomycota, Sordariomycetes, Amphisphaeriales, Apiosporaceae. The coding region runs from base 1 to 675 and encodes 224 amino acids. The transcript has a single exon. The record is from RefSeq and is a predicted model, not a curated record.